Molecule: messenger RNA, 4093 nt
Organism: Spirometra erinaceieuropaei
Lineage: Eukaryota; Metazoa; Platyhelminthes; Cestoda; Diphyllobothriidea; Diphyllobothriidae
Source: the annotation of a GenBank genome assembly
AUGCCCAAAGUGUACCAAGCCCAAGGAAUUUUGGUUAGUACAACUGAAUCACAUUCAUAAUUGUAAUGUGUAGAUGGAAGGCAUAAAUAACUUGGCCACUGAGUGCGAAAUCCUGCGUUCUCUAUACCCAGAAGAAAUAUUUACCUACGAAGUGGACAAUAACACAGUUAUAAGGGGCACAUUCACCGCUCACCCGAAGGUUCUUUUAAAAACAAUCGUCACUGGACCGAGAUACAAUCGUCAAUUACAUUUCACGAAAAAAAUCUCAGACCAAUCUUCUGUUAUGGAGUGUCAAUAUGAAAUUGACUAUCUCCCUCCAAUUUAUCUGGAUUUCCAUGAAUCAAUAGAUGGAGACCGUCCCAGGGCAUUUAUUUCUCCCAAUUCCAUGUGGUUAUCAUCUGAGUUUAUCUCACGUUUGAAAGACGAACUUGAAAACAUAUUGCAAAGCCCAACUUAUGAAUCACCUCUCUGGUCUUGCUUCGAGUACGUGGAAAAUAAUGCGAUGCACCUCUUAUUUCCUGUUUUGACGCCUGGAUUUUGUCUCAUCGACCCGUUAUCCGUAUUUAAUAACGACGAGCUCGCGUCGAGGCAAUCCAUGGAGGUUUUAUUGGGUACUAAUGAAGCGGAGCUGGAGACCAGAUACAGAAGCUCUUACCACGAAUGCCCUGUCUGCGCCUCCUCGAAAAAAGGAAGUAAAUUUGUUCGUCUAAGUCAGUGCUCCCAUGCUGCAUGUUUUAGUUGCAUGAAGGAGGCCUUCUCCGUUCAAGUCAAUGAGGGCUUCAAUGAAGGCAAUCCGCAGUGUUUGUUUUGCGAUGCGAAUGCCACGCAGUUCGAGGUAAGCUCUUAUUAACUUUCUAAAUCUACUCCUUUCGGAGACCUCUACGUAUCAAUUAGGUUACCUUUCGACGGCACUUAUGCGCAUUUUGUCAUGCGUGACAUUGCUUGCUUAGGGCAGGCGAUCAGUUAAAAUACCACAGAUCUGUGCGAGGUAGAAUGUUCGACAGCGAACCAGCGGAAAAUGGGUUAGUUGCCGGGUGGACAGUGAAAUGGUUGGCGACUUUAACCAAAAGGGGUGGAACAGAAGUUUCCACGGACCUCAUAAGAAAUGGAAAGAAUAAGAAUCAGCAACAAUAGUCAACUUUAGGUCUCUGUAGAAGGCAAGCUCUUUUGAAAUCAUCGUUGCAUUAAAGAAAUGCUAAUCUUAACCAAGCCGGACGAUUGUGUGCCACUGUCAGUAAGCGAUGCAGGACAAGAGGCAGAGCUCCUUGGUACUUAAUGUCAAUAGUGUUCAUCUUCGAUGAACUGGCCCUAAUUACCCCACGUAGUCUAAGUUUUUCAAAAGUCUAUCAAGUACGGUCGCGUCUCCUUAUUCUGCUUCUCCAAGCGACGCGUACUAUCGUUUGGAGCUUCGUGGGUCAGCCGACUGGAACUCUGGUUGUGCCUCAGCUGUUCCCUUCCUGUCAGGGUUCGAACCCCGCCAAGGUUCCCGGAAUUCCCACAUUUGGGUAUUCGGUUUACUAAUACUCUCUGUCGCCCGCACAUAGUUGUCCAUAUAAUUCCCGGAGUGCCCAUGAAGGGUGCUUUUAGGUGCACAGCCUUAUUGCCUAUGCUUUGCCGGUACUCCUACUCGUGUCUCAACAAGAUUCGUUAUGUUUUGAAGUUGCCAGCAAAAAUGAACAGUUAGAAGCGUUUUAUGGUGCCAUAGUUUACGGCCUUGCCGGAUCGGCGAUGCAUGCUGAUAUUAUUGAAAUACACUCAAGUUUUUUUGGAUCAGCUACUGCACUAUUUGCUGUCACUUCAUUUCAUUUUGUUACCAGAGAGUGCGACCAAAAUAGUACCCAAAUAACGAUUUAGUUUAGAAAUCUCAUAGUUUUCAAUUAUGCGAACUGGUGAUACCCGAUAACGGCCAGUACUCUUGCUGGGAAGCAAUUGUAGCUUGCGCACGAAUUAUAAUGAUUGUAGCCUAGGUGGGAUUUACCCCACUCUUUUUUCCCAUAGCUAUCCACUUUCGAGACACAGUCAAGGGGAUUGGGCGUAGGUAUUAGUCAGUGGCUAACCUGUCAUCAGGAAAAGGCUGGUGCAAGGAAAGAGAGUUAAGGAUGCUGUGAAAUCCUUAUUUCGGCCAACCUAGAUACAAGUCACAAGUGCGCCCUUAGGACUGUGGCGGUUCUUCCGUCGUUCCCGUCACAAGGUCCAUCACUCUACAUGAACCCGACUUUGAUAAUCCAGACCUCGCCUCAUUGAGGCUUGCCAUACAGGCCACAUUGAGGGGGCAUUAGAGCCUCACCCUCGCUCUAGGAAACCAAGUUACUACGUCAAGUGACAAUCACGACCUUUUUCGCAUCAUGACAAUUUAGACCCGUGGGACGUGCGCUGGACCGGCCUCGAUGUUUUCCCCUCUCGUACCAUGUGCCAGUGGCGGGUCCGAUUCAAGCUGACUGUAUGUGAAAUCAGUUACACUGGUUGGCGCGGAACAAGACUCCCGUCUACCACUUGCCACACCCGCUUGACACCCGUUUAGGCCUCUUGUACUACUUGUAACUUGGUACGGCUGUGAUCAUGCCUGACCUAGCCAGCCUCGAUGAUGUCCCGAACUGUACCUCUCCAUGCGUGACGAUCCGCGGCAGCAGCUAAGCUAACGGACAACUCUUCUUCCCGGUCAUAGGUCACGCCUCCCAAAUUCAAUCGUUCUAAUAAUCUCCGUCUUGAAGAUAUGAUAGCUGAGACUUUACGAUACGUUCCAACAUGAAAAAACUUUUAAUGACUAUUUUUGUUUAUUGCCUAACUUUUAUCCGACUGUUCAAGCCUUCCGUUCUGUCCCUUGAAUAUGGCCGGGUGCCACGGAUGCAAUAAGGCGAAUCCAACAAUAGCAAACCAGUGUUAUUUUAGUGAAACGUUUGAAGGGAUUUAGGUCCCCGUAUCCUCAGCCAGAGGCAAACGCUUCCUCAUUUGCCAGAUCUGUUUUUUUUCAGGCUAUUAAUUUAUUGCUCGCAGGUUUGCGGCUCUAAUCUGUCUUCUUCUUUAGAUCCGUAGGAUUCUGUCAAAGAAAAUGUACGAACGAUACGAGAACUUUCUAUUGGCUAGGGCCUUAGGAGGUAUGCAGGACGUCGCUGUUUGUCCGAGACCAAAGUGUGGCGCCUCGGUCUUGCUAGACUCUCCUACUCUUGGACGAUGCCCUGAAUGCAAAUUUGUCUUCUGCGCCAAUUGCAGGCACUCAUAUCAUGGACCCUCUCCAUGUUUAUCAUUACAUCUGUCCAUAGGUACGUCAGGUUUGAUCUCCAGUCGAAUAUUUCAUAUUCCUUAGCUAGUUUCUGGCGGCUAUAGGCUCCAAGUGCUGUUCUCACACCAAUAAAGCUUGGAAUUUUCCUUAUGACGUGAUUGAUGCCAGGCUACAAAAGAUCGCUAAUUAAGUUCCAUACCAUAACUAAGUUCUAUACCACACUUUGCCAUCUCCGUUUACUCAGUGUAACGGCAGUUUGAGUGAUUUCAUUGUGAAGGAAAGUCAUCAUAACAGUGUAGGCUCUUAGAAUCCCUGAGGUGGAUACCUUCUGUUGUGUCCUUAUCACCACAGAGACCAGGAUGAGCUAGUCGUAGUAGACUCAACGAACCCAGCGUUGGGGUCGAUCAAAGACAACAUGGAAGCCUCACUCGACAGAAAGCCAACAAACCGUCAGGAAGAACAGUCACCCUUCCCUUAAGCAUUUCAAACAUCCUACUAGACAUAAUAACUGCCCCCAUUUCGGGGUGGUGGCGCGCGUCACGGACAACAGGACCGUCUCAGAAGCAUUUGCAGCAACCGGCGGAGUGAAACUGGGCUGUAUAUUUAGUUUCAACCCUCUUGCCAUGUUGAUGGACGCCUGCCAUGAUGGGCGCCCCCGGGUCCGCAUUGCUUACAGGACCGACGGUCCUCAUCUCAACAGCCGGCAUCUGCGGGCCUCAACGCGUCUCUCCACGACUUGUCCUUCGCCGGAUCUUCAAAAAGCAGCCAAGCCUUCGGUCGGCUGCAGAACUCUGUAUUGAAUUGCAACGGUCUCCACCUGAAUACCAAACUGAAGAUGUACAAAGCAGUCAUCUUGACGAUGCUGCUGUAUGA